GGAAAUGAGAAGAGAAAUACUACCAUGGUUUUCGACCCUCGUCUUUCUGUGCCUGCUUGCUCUAUCUGCAUGCGAAAGCACUUCUGUAGUACCUAAAGCUGUUGAUCAUGGACCUCAGAAGAAAGAGAAGCAACUUAAGGAUGCGUAUAAUAUAAUGACCAAAUCAAGUCGAAAAGAAGGCAAUCAAAGAACAUAUGGGAAAAUGCAUGCAGUUCAUCACUUGAAGGUUUCCCAGAAAACAAAGGGAACACAGGGUGGUGCCUCGGACCUUAACCGUCCAAAAACCAGUUAUAGUGCAGCAUCCUCUUUCCUGGGUAAACCACCCACUUCAUUAUUCUCAGCGGUAUUCAGGCGUGUUACUAUCGGAUGGUUCAUAUUUGCUCUAUAUUGAUUGCCUGUACUGAUUCUGCUGAAGAUGAUUUAGGACUCAUCCUGUAAUUCAGGAACUUUGUUUUCAACAAAGUUUCCAAUGUUAAUUACUGCCUCUUUUCAAUCCGUUGCUUUAGCAAGGGUACUUAUCAAAUUCGCCUACUUAAAUUCAACUGUAUUGUGUAUAAUGGUGUAAAAUCAAAGAAAAUGAUUCUCCUAGAUUCCAAGUAGGAGGUGGAAGCAAAGCACAAACAAGUUCAACGAAGAAUGUAA
Messenger RNA from Fragaria vesca subsp. vesca, 642 nucleotides. RefSeq lists its product as uncharacterized. The transcript has 2 exons. NCBI's taxonomy places the organism in Eukaryota, Viridiplantae, Streptophyta, Magnoliopsida, Rosales, Rosaceae. Bases 5 to 391 code for a protein of 128 amino acids. The record is from RefSeq and is a predicted model, not a curated record.